AUUAACAUUCUUCUUCUUCGAAAUGAAUUUGCAGUUUGACAAUGGUUAUUAUGUUUUGGCAGAAUGACAGGCUGCAUUUCAGGCAACCAUGGGUUAUGGGUAUGCAACAAGAGGUUGAGAGGCUCAAAAUAAAAGUCUACGAGCAGGAGAAGCUUCUGAGAGAGUGACAGGCGCUUAAGGUGAGUUCAAAUCUAAAUUGUAACAUGAAAUUGAUAGUUGUUUGUAUAACCUUUGUAACAUAAUGAUUGGUUUGUCUGAUAUAUGUUCAGGAGCAGGUGAGGAUGCUGCAUAUGCGUCUGAUUUUACUUGAGACAGGCCAAAGGAGGUUAGUGUCUAAACGAACAAUUGGAUAUGUCAUAUACUCCCAAGCUUUUAUGAACGCAAUGGAUACACUCAGUAUGAUACAUCAGAGUUUGAAGAAGGAGACUCGAGUAGAAGUUCACAGGUGUAUAUGUCAUAUACUCCCAAGCCUUCAAAUCUCUGUACUAUGCUUGACAUACGGAGUCAAGUUCGUGACCCGCAUAUACAUGAACAAUUGAAAUAUAAUUUGAUUCAAAAUAUUUGGAACAAGUUUGGUAAUGAUGGAGAUGUUUAAUUAUUGUAUGUUUACAUUUAGUCAUUCAAUAAAUAAAAAUUUUAAAUUUAAAUGUUUUACAAAUUUAUUAAUUUUUUUUCUAAUGAUUCCAUAACGGAUAACACCUUUGGAUCAACAUUUGUGAUUAGAGUUCUUAGCUAUUCCAAAAAAAAAGAAAAAAAAAAUUAAUUAUCUAUUGUUAAGGACUCCAAUGGUGAGUCCUUAAGUAAUGUGCUUUAAAAAUGUUCCCGAAGAGGUGCGUUUUCUUCUUUGACCAAGCUUUCUCUUCUGUCAAGAAAUCCUCUGUUUUUGACCCUAAAGAAUGAGACAAGACGAGGAAAACUCCGAGGAAGAGUUCGUAGAGAUUGAUCCCACUGGUCGCUAUGGACGAUAUAAUGAAGUUCUAGGCAAAGGAGCUUUCAAACAAGUGUAUCCUUUUCUAACAGAUCUCUGUUCUUGCAUGAACUUUUUCACAAAAAACACAGUUACAAAAAAUUUUUUUCUUUCAUCAGUGCAAUUCUUCAGAUACAGAGCAUUUGAUCAACUGGAAGGAAUCGAAGUGGCUUGGAACCAAGUUAAGCUAGACGAUAAACUCUGUAGCUCAGAGGAUUUAGAUCGUCUUUACUCUGAAGUUCACUUACUCAAAACCCUUAAACACAAAAGCAUCAUCAAAUUCUACACUUCUUGGAUCGAUCACCACCAACACAUGACCAUCAAUCUCAUCACCGAAGUCUUCACUUCCGGAAAUCUUAGACAGUACCGGAAGAAGCACAAGUGUGUGGAUCUAAGAGCACUAAAGAAAUGGUCAAGGCAGAUUCUAGAAGGGCUUGUUUAUCUUCAUAGUCAUGAUCCCCCUGUGAUCCAUAGAGAUCUUAAAUGCGAUAAUAUAUUGAUCAAUGGUAACCAAGGUGAGGUUAAAAUUGGAGAUCUCGGGCUAGCAGCCAUUCUGCAUCGUGCUCGCUCAGCUCAUAGCGUCAUUGGUACUCCUGAAUUUAUGGCGCCUGAACUCUAUGAAGAAGAUUACAAUGUACUUGUCGAUAUAUACGCCUUUGGAAUGUGUUUGCUUGAGCUUGUAACUUUCGAGUACCCGUAUGUCGAAUGUACAAAUGCUGCUCAGAUUUAUAAGAAAGUUACAUCGGGAAUCAAACCAGCCUCACUUGCAAAAGUUACUGAUCCGCAAGUGAAAACAUUCAUAGAGAAGUGUAUCGCAAAUGUCUCAGAACGCUUGUCAGCCAAGGAACUACUUGAUGAUCCUUUUCUGAAAUGCUACAAGGAAAAGACCGAAAGUGUCACAUAUUACAAAGAAAACGGAUGCAAUGGAAGAGAAGUUGAAGAUAAACCCUCAGAUUCUGCGGUAGGUUUAUUAACCGUAGAAGGUCAACGUAAAGACCUCAACACAAUCUUCCUAAAACUACGUAUCACCGAUUCCAAAGGUCAAAUCCGUAAUAUACACUUCCCAUUUAACAUAGAGACGGACACAUCUUUCUCAGUAGCCAUCGAAAUGGUCGAGGAACUAGACCUAACCGAUGAUCAAGACAUCUCGACGAUCGCUAAAAUGAUUGACGCAGAGAUACAUUCACACAUUCCCGAUUGGAUCCCUUCUGGUCUUAACGGAGAUUAUUCAACCAUGCAAAGAUGUUUAUCUUCUCCUGAUUCGCUGCGUUUAGAUAGAUUUCCCUCAGGGAGAAAAGUCUGGUCCUCUCCUAAAGCUGGAGAUUCACGUUCACCGUUCGCUCAACGUUCUAGUUCUAAGCUUUCGUCGCCUUCAAAAGGACGCAUCAAUGAUAAAGAAGUUGGGAUUGUAGUUGAGAAACUUGAGUCUUUGUUGAGGAAACAGAGAGAGGACAUUGAAAAAAUGCAUCGAGAUCAAGAACGUGUUGUUUGUGAGUUUUUGAAAGAGUUUCCUCCUGAGAUCUGUGAAGAGGCUUUGCUCAGAUUGCAAGCCAUGGAUUCCGACAGCUUACUGUGUUAAAUUCGUUUGUUACACAUGAGUACAUCUCUCGUCAAUAUUUAUUUGGUCUGCAAUAUUAUGUUAUACUACACAAUAAUUAAAAUGUGCUUGGUGCAAACUAUGGAAGUGUGACUAUUAUCGUGUAAGGAUUGUUAUCAUUUUCGUUAGA
Molecule: messenger RNA, 2694 nt
Organism: Brassica napus (rape)
Lineage: Eukaryota; Viridiplantae; Streptophyta; Magnoliopsida; Brassicales; Brassicaceae
Product: probable serine/threonine-protein kinase WNK3
Exons: 7
Coding region: 897-2546 (549 amino acids)
Biological process (GO): protein phosphorylation; intracellular signal transduction
Cellular component (GO): cytoplasm
Molecular function (GO): ATP binding; protein serine/threonine kinase activity
Source: RefSeq, a predicted model, not a curated record